AUGGACUUGUGGGAAAUCAUUCUCUUCUUCUGGGCUCCUAUUUCUCGGCACAUCGGUUAUUUCAAAGACCUCAACAACAAUGUAGAGACUCUGAAAAGGAAAACGAAAAAGCUAAAACGCAAGCAUGAUGAAAUUCAAGCAGAAGUCGAGGAUGCUAUACCAGUCGGAAAGAGACAGAAAGCCCUUGUGGAGAAUUGGCUCACGGAAGUCAGAAAUACCGAAAACCAAGUUGAUUCAAUAAGAUUGGAGCUGGCACUAAGGAGAAUAUGCACCCAUCACUCGUCUCGUUAUACAUUGGGAAAAAGGGUCGUUGAAAAGCUCGAAGACAUCAAAAAGCUCAACAAAAAACUCAAAGUAAAAGGGGUCUUCCAUGAGGUGGCUGAAAGCAGUCGACAUCCAAGGGUGUUGGAAAAGCAAACAUCACUACCACGAGGACAACAAAGCACUUCUGAGCGAACCUUGGAGGAGAUAUGGCAAUGCUUACACGAGGAAGAGAAUGGAAUCAUAGGUAUUUGUGGGAUGGGUGGAAUAGGAAAAACCACUCUCAUGAAAGAAAUAAACAAUAGGUGCACCAAAACACGUGACUUCGAUGUCGUGCUUUGGAUAACUGUGUCCAAGGAUCUCAACUUGGGAUUAAUCCAAGAGGAGAUUGGAAACAGAUUGGGUAUGAAAUUUGACGGAAACGAAGAUAAGGGGGACAAGCUGUUUGCUCGGUUGAAGAAUCUUAGGUAUCUGCUCAUCUUAGAUGAUCUAUGGGAUUCAUUUAGCUUGGUUCAAGUUGGAAUUCCCAAGCCAGACAAGCAAAACAGAUGCAAGAUCGCGAUAACAUCCCGAUCCGUCACAGUGUGCAAUGCAAUGGGGGCUGAUAAGUCUAUUAAAGUCAGAGCUCUUACGCCAGAGGAAGCGUGGAAUUUGUUCAGUGAAAGAUGUCGGGAUGUAGUUCUGUCAUCCGAGAUUCGACCGGUAGCUGAGGACGUUGCAAAGGAGUGCAGUGGAUUACCGCUUGCGAUUAAGACAGUGGGUAGGGCCAUGUGUGGCAAGGAUAAGAAAGAGGUGCGGAGGAAUGCAUUGAGGGCAUUGAAAGGAGCAUCACCUGAGGUUCCAGGUAUGGAGCGUGAGGUGUUUCUUCCUUUGAAACUUAGUUACGAUUGCCUAGAAAAUGAUAGGAUCAAAUCAUGUUUCCUGUAUUGUUCAUUGUUUCCGGAAGAUUAUCAUAUACCAAUAGAUCGGCUAGUAAGAUACUGGGCAAUGGAGGAAGGAUUCAUAGAAAAUGUGAAUAACUUGGAAGAAGCAUCAAACAAGGGCCAUGACAUCGUUGAAAGAAUCAAGGACGCAUGCCUCUUGGAGGAUCUGUAUCAAAUAUCUAAAUUUGUUAGGAUGCAUGAUUUGCUCCGUGACUUGGCUAUUUGGAUCACUUCAUCGUCGCUCAAAAUUCCUUGUGAAAGCCGGGGAGGGACUAGUGCAGCCACCGGAAGAGAAUAUGUGGAGAGGGGUUGUAAGGAUUUCAUUGAUACGCAACAAGAUAGAGCAUCUGGAAAUUUCACCUGCUUGUCCUAA
Magnolia sinica is the source of this 1557-nucleotide messenger RNA. Its product is annotated as probable disease resistance protein At5g63020. The record is from RefSeq and is a predicted model, not a curated record. Lineage: Eukaryota; Viridiplantae; Streptophyta; Magnoliopsida; Magnoliales; Magnoliaceae. Gene Ontology annotation, molecular function: ADP binding. Bases 1 to 1557 code for a protein of 518 amino acids. The transcript has a single exon.